UCCUUUCUGAUUCAUCGGACAUAUAGGAUGACAUAAUCUAUUUUAAUAUGGACCACUAUUUUAAAUAGAGAAAUUAUCUAAACAACCAGUGGUCGUAUUCUGUACAGUUUUAAUGCACUAUUAAGACCAAGAAUCCAUUGUUCUGCGUACAUAAAUCACAUAUUCCUUUGCGAUAUUUUAAGUGCCAAUCUAACAUAUAAGAUAAAAUGAAGCUCAUCACUUUCAGUCUGCUGUGUGUAGUUUUGUUUUCACCUACUGAAAUCCAAAGUCAAGUGCCUGGUACUGGUUCUGAUCUAUGCAUGGGUUAUAGUGAUUGUACAACAUCAUGUCCUGAAGCAAGUUUAAAAAAUUGUAAGGAUCCACAAAGGUAUAUAAAUGGCGUGUGCAAAAGAAAUACUGGAGGAUGCAUUUGUCAACCAGGUCUAGUAGGAGCAACGUGCAAUAGUUAUUGUGUUCCCGGCAAAUAUGGAAUUGCAUGCAAAAAGCAGUGUAGCAGCUGUGACAACAAAGUUUGUGAUAAAGCUACUGGAUGUCCAGAUGUUCCUACCACUAGACGCAUUGCUUCAUCACCCACAUCAACAGUAAGACGGCUUACAAGUUCUUCUUCUACAACUAAGUUUACACGACAGCCACUAACUACAAAGUUUACUGAACACUCUACAUCAACAAGGCUUACAAAGCAGCCACCAACAAUAAAGUUUACUAAACAACAACCAAUUACUUAUGACAGAGACACGACAAUUAAAACGUCCACUGUAUUGUCAACUAAGAACUUGACACACGAUGUAGAAAUUAACGAAAAUGAUGAGCCCGGAUUUCCAAUGUCAACACAAGUUCUAAUUAUCAUUAUAGUAUCCACUGUAAUUGUUAUCGUGGGUGUUAUAAGCCUGUGUUUGAUUGUUAGAAAAUACAAAUGGAACAAAUCUAUAACCAAGCACUUAGAAAGAGAACAAGACAAUAGUGUAACCCAGUUAUUUUCAGACGGAACCAGAACUAGAAGUGGAAAUGACUAUGAAGGCAUUGAUACAAGAUUUGAAAAUACAGAAAACAUUCAGGUUGACAACACCCAGGAUCAGGUUGUAAAUGGUUAUUUAUACGUUGAUACUAACUUUGAAAAUAACACAUCAACUGCUGAAUCUAACAAUCAACCGAUUACUAUCGAUAAUUACACGGAAAUAAGAGAUGCAGAUCUUAAUCGAACAGUAGAAGGAAACGCUCAAGUUGAACGCUCAUCAGAACAGAUCGUGAGUAGUUAUUCGUACAUUGAUAUCAACCUGGAAAAGGAGCCACAAAAUUCCAAAAGAAAUGAUCAGGUUUUGACUAUUGACAAUUACGUGGAAAUCAGAGAUGAAGAUCUUAAUCAAGCAACGGAAGUCAGUAUGACGCAAUCUUAUAUGUCACCUAAUGACGUCACUGAAAUACCACCAUUCUUCAAACCAGCCAAUGCAUAUACAGUCGUGUCUGAUCUUCGACAGAUCAUAAGUGGUAUAUCAGAUAUUCCAAAAAUAUUGAACAAACAAGAAGAAGUAUACAAUAUUCUUAACCGGACACCAAAACAAGCCAGGCAUUUCGAUACUAACUAUGACCAUGUAACACCAAACGACGAAUUAUACAAUGACUUGGAUUUUACUUUAAAGUGAGAUGCUUUGAUAACUAUGUGAUAUAAUAGUAUUGUUAUUUUAUACUGCCCUUGAAAUAUAAGACAGAAGACACAAUCACAUUUGUCUGGCAUUUAAACUAUAUUGAAACCUUUAAAAAUUAAUCAGAUAAAGUAUGAAACAACCAC
Messenger RNA from Mytilus trossulus (common blue mussel), 1786 nucleotides. RefSeq lists its product as uncharacterized. NCBI's taxonomy places the organism in Eukaryota, Metazoa, Mollusca, Bivalvia, Mytilida, Mytilidae. The transcript is spliced from 9 exons. The record is from RefSeq and is a predicted model, not a curated record. The coding region runs from base 207 to 1640 and encodes 477 amino acids. Gene Ontology annotation, molecular function: scavenger receptor activity.